AUGAAUCCGAUCCAAAAUGCAAGACAAAAUACAGUGUGUGAUGAAUAUGCACUGCGGAGUGAUCUCUUUGACGUUAAUAGGCACAACCCCCUUGUACUACCCAGAACAUCGCCUCAACCGAUAGACAUUACCUUGACCUGGUUAACCGGAUACGUGGUGGGAAUGGAUGAAAUUGAAGGAAAAUUCACUCUCAUGGGAGAUUUAGAAAUGAGCUGGACAGACGAGUUGAUGACGUGGGAUACCAAUCAGUAUAACGUUAGCUCCAUUGUCGUGGUUGGCAAAGAAGUGUGGACACCUCCCGUUAAAAUCCUUAACAAAAUGGGAUCAAACUUCCUCAGCACUGGUUUAAAGAACGACUUACUAAGAAUAGAACACACUGGAGCAGUUAAGACCACCCACUCGGGGGAAUUGUCCAUCUCAUGCCCACUGGACCCCACCGACUUUCCCUUUGAUUCACAAGACUGCAUUAUGCUCUUUGGCUUAUCGAUACACUCCUUUUCAGAAGUGCGUUUGAAAUUCUCGGAUAUACCCGUAAAAUCAAUAUCGGGGGGAAGUGGGAUAACCCACCCUAUUUGGACGAUCUCCAGAUUCACGGCCAAAGAUAACCCAUACGUCUCGAUGGCUUACGUGCAGUUCUGUCUGUACAGGAAGUCACUGUACUAUAGUUUUACCAUGUUAGGUCCCACAGCUCUCCUGAAUUGUCUCACAGUAUUUGCCUUCCUAAUACCCAACAACCAAGGAGAGAAAAUUUCCUGUGGAAUGACUAUAUUUCUGGCCUUUGUGGUGUUUCUGGUGCAAGUUGGAGAUAUAAUUCCUAAAAAUUCGAACGCAGUGCCAGUACUAGGCAAAUACUAUUUGUAUUCCAUCAUAGGCAGUGCCGUCAUGGUCAUCAACACGGUAAUUCACUCGUGUAUUGCUAACAGGCAGACGGGCAAUGACGUAGUGAAAGUUGAACCAAUGGAGUUAGACAACGAGAAACAGGAUGCAUUUGAGGAUUUGGACGACAGUCAAUCCGAGGGCGGUACCAAAAAAAGAAGCUUGGUCAAUUUUUUUAAGAGAAACGGACUGAAAAUAUUCGAUCUUAUUUGUUUUCUGGCAUCUGUGUUGUUGAUCGGAUCAUCUGUAGUGAUGCUAUUGACGACAGCGAGUAAAUGUGUAAUUUGAACUCCAUGGAAAAUCUGUACCCAUGACACUAUAGACUAUGAUAUGUUGAUGAAUUUGCGAUUUUAUGAGACAAGGCUAAAACACGAUAUAGGAUAUAUUGAGGGAAGAGAAGAACAUCGAUAAAUUUUUAUGAUGAGCAUGUUAAUUGCUAAUUACUGUACGCACAAAUACAAAUUAUAAGGGUAUUUUAAUAAA
Ostrea edulis (European flat oyster) is the source of this 1359-nucleotide messenger RNA. Its product is annotated as neuronal acetylcholine receptor subunit alpha-7-like. Gene Ontology annotation, molecular function: extracellular ligand-gated monoatomic ion channel activity; transmembrane signaling receptor activity. The record is from RefSeq and is a predicted model, not a curated record. The transcript has 6 exons. Lineage: Eukaryota; Metazoa; Mollusca; Bivalvia; Ostreida; Ostreidae. Gene Ontology annotation, cellular component: membrane. Gene Ontology annotation, biological process: monoatomic ion transmembrane transport. Bases 1 to 1164 code for a protein of 387 amino acids.